GCCUUCCCGCUAGGCUGUUUCAGGCAGGUAUAACCUGGGGGAGGCGGAGACACGCACGGGGUCCGGUAGAUUGUACUUUACGGAGGUAAUUAUGAGGAUUAUUACCGUAUUAUGGAUCAUCUUCAAUAUCUUUGAUAUCUUUGAUAUCUUCAUCUCCACCUCUUCUCCUCUUCUCCUCUUCACCCAUCAUCCUUCACUCUUUUCCUUUCUUCCCCCUCUUCCUUCUACCGCCAUUCUCUGCCACUUACUCUGUGUCUAUACCAUUUGAACCACCGCGAUACAGGUACCGGAUACCCCCUCUCCUCCACGGAGGCCAACCAAGCAU
Amorphotheca resinae ATCC 22711 is the source of this 325-nucleotide messenger RNA. RefSeq lists its product as hypothetical. The transcript is spliced from 2 exons. The record is from RefSeq and is a predicted model, not a curated record. Bases 92 to 268 code for a protein of 58 amino acids. Lineage: Eukaryota; Fungi; Ascomycota; Leotiomycetes; Helotiales; Amorphothecaceae.